Molecule: messenger RNA, 1525 nt
Organism: Polyodon spathula (Mississippi paddlefish)
Lineage: Eukaryota; Metazoa; Chordata; Actinopteri; Acipenseriformes; Polyodontidae
Product: contactin-5-like
Exons: 8
Coding region: 614-1525 (303 amino acids)
Biological process (GO): cell-cell adhesion
Source: RefSeq, a predicted model, not a curated record
UCUGUGUAGAUACACCAAACCCCGAACACAUCCAGCAAAGCUAUAUAAUAACCAUUCUCAUAAAACAGAGUGCUCUCUACACUGUAGCUAGACAGGCGCUGGGGCUACAUACCGCAGCUCACUGACUAACACAAGACAAGUGAACGGAUUCUGCACACAGCAGAAACCGUGUGGCAGGCAGAACGCACUGGAGCAGCCGGUACUGAACGCAAGCGAAGCUAACGGCCACGGGGUUUAUAUUAUUACCAAUAUCUCAUAACACUAUAUAGUCAUAGACAGAUAGAAGGGGGGCUGGCUGGAGCGAACAGCGCGGACGAUUAAAGUGAAACGCCGGCAAACAGAGGAGCUCCGAGGUCUGAACCGAAGGAUGCACUGCUUGUGUCUGCUCGUCAGUUAGAUACAGUGGACUCCCCCUGGAUAUAAGCAACUCUUCUAUUCCGUGUCGUCCCACCAGGCUGGAAGGCUAUUUGAUCGCGGGAUCAUUAAAGCUUGCAAGACGAAACCAAGGCAGAAGUAAAAGCCCACAAUUCUGAAUACAGCUCAGCUUUAAUGAAGAAGGAUCAAAUCUGCUAACCAUCUCACUAAAGGGGACACAAGACCCUGAAGACUAAGCAUGGGGUUGCCAUGGAAACCGCUUCUUCUCCUGUCAGUCAUUGGAGGCCUUUCAGAAUUCUGUAAAGCCAUUACUGGACGGCCUGUCUCAUAUGCUGCUUUUUUAAGAAUUAAGCCAGACAGUUCAUCUGCUUUUCUCAAUUCAAAGAGCAGACCUCGCUACUCCAGUCACCAGUCUUCAGCAUCAAAUGGGUGGCAGGCUGUCUCCAAUCAACAUUUGUCUUCAAAGAAUGCAUUCUAUCUUUCUGAUGCUUUCCGACAGGAUGAAACUCAAGAGUUUGGGCCUGCAUUUCUUCGAGAACCUGACAACGCCAUCUUUGCUCUUGAUUCUGAAGAGAAGAAGGUUGCUUUAAACUGUGAAGCCCGAGGAAACCCACCACCAACGUACAGAUGGCUUUUCAAUGGAACGGAAAUAGACAUCACCAUUGAUUACCGAUACAGUCUUAUCAACGGCAACUUGAUUAUUAUGAAUCCUAACGAAGUGAGGGAUUCUGGGAAAUACCAGUGCUUGGUCACGAACAACUUUGGUACCAUCAUCAGCAGGGAUGCUAUGCUGCAGUUUGCUUAUCUCGGGAACUUCAGUGGGCGGACGAGAGGAGCGGUGUCAGUGCGUGAGGGACAGGGGGUGGUUCUGAUGUGCUCUCCGCCACCUCAUGCUCCAGAGAUCACACACAGCUGGGUAUUUAACGAAUUCCCCUUAUUUGUGGCCGAGGACAGUCGUCGGUUCAUCUCCCAGGUAACAGGGAACCUGUACAUCUCUAAAGUGCAGCCCUCAGAUGUCGGAAGCUACAUCUGUCUGGUGAAGAACACUGUGACCAGCGCCAGAGUGCUGAGCCCUCCGACGCCACUGACAUUGAAAACAGAUGCUCUGAAUGCUACAGAGCAAUUUCUACAGAGCAGGGACCCAAGUUAG